Molecule: messenger RNA, 3376 nt
Organism: Strongylocentrotus purpuratus (purple sea urchin)
Lineage: Eukaryota; Metazoa; Echinodermata; Echinoidea; Camarodonta; Strongylocentrotidae
Gene: dctn4
Product: dynactin subunit 4
Exons: 11
Coding region: 28-1407 (459 amino acids)
Cellular component (GO): dynactin complex
Source: RefSeq, a predicted model, not a curated record
UUACAAGCUAGAUCAUCUACGCGAAAAAUGGCUGCCAAGUUGGAACUUCAAAGAGUACAAAUUUUGUGCUCUUGCAAUGCUCGUUCUCCAAUCACGCAACUUUAUUUCUGCAAACACUGCUUAAAAAUAAGAUGUGGAAAAUGUGUCUCCCACGAGGUGGAUUCUCACUACUGCCCAAACUGCCUGGAGAACAUGCCGUCGGCCGAGGCCAAGUCCAAGAAGAACCGCUGCGGGAACUGUUUAGACUGCCCUAGCUGCCAGCACACCCUGUCCCACCGGGCCACCAGCGUGGCUGUCCCAGACCCCAGGGACCCUACUAAGACCACCACCAAGAAGGCUUAUUACUUGGCUUGUGGACUGUGCAGGUGGAGCUCUAGGGAUGCUGGAAUGCCUGAUAAAGACUCAGCAAGUGGACCCUGGUUGGAGCCUGAGAAUGCUGGUGCAAGAAGGAUCACAGAUUUGUCAGACUACUACCACCAGCUUGCCAAGCAGGAGAAGAUGGAGAGGGAGCACAAGAAGUUCACCAGGAGACGAGCGUACUUCAGGCUCCAGGAGAAAUACCUGUCCCCUGGAGCCCCAGGGAGAAGAAGGAGCAGUGCUCUUCUCUCUUCCUUCACUGGAUUGGCGCUAAAAGACGAGCAAGCAACCAUCAUCCCUGUCGAGCCAGCAGUAGCUUCCGAAGAAGUGGAUGCCCUGCCAAACAAGAUACUGACACAGCCAGUCGUGCUGGAGAAAAUUUGUACAAUCAGACAGCGCUUACAGCACCCAGAUCAUCACUGUGUCUCAGUAGAACAGAUGUACCCUAGGCACAAGCAUCUGCUCAUCAAACGCUCUCAGAGAUGCAGGGAAUGUGAGCAUAACCUGAGCAAGCCGGAGUUUAAUCCAUCCUCUAUCAAGUUUAAGAUCCAGCUUGUUGCAAUCCAACACAUCCCCGAUGUGCGUAUCUUCUUGGUACCCAACCUCCACUACGGCAAGGAGAGCAUCGUGACCCUGAUAAUUAGCAACCCUAAUGAGAAGAGAAUGUCUAUCAGGUUUGACGGAUCGAACCCAAAGGAGUGCGAAGACACUCAUGCUACUGCACAGGUGAUCCCUCCUGAAGAUGAGCUGAUGCUUGGGCCUAAGGACCCGACUGCUGAAUUUGAUGACAGUACGGCUGACAUCCAGUAUGAUGCUUACAACGACAACACUGAAUAUGUGCAAUUCCGUAAAGCUCACAAGCUUGGUGUGCUUUUCAAGGUCAUUCCACAAAGAGCAACUGACAAUGUUGUGGUUGUUUUCACGCUGAAGUACAAGUACAAAAAUACUGCCCCAGCCCUCAAUAGUUCACAAGAUGAGACAAGCUCUCCUGCAGCUGUAUGGCUAGAGCAUGAGGUCACUGUCGACAUUGGUCCUCUGGUCAGCGAAUAGGAGAGAAGCUCUCCCACAGCUGUAUGGCUAGAGCAUGAGGUCACUGUCGACAUCGGUCCCCUGGUCAGCGAAUAGGAGAAUGAGAGCUGAGUAAUAGUUCAACCUUUAGCGUUUGAUGGUCCAACAUGCUAAGACAACAUGUAUUCUGGGUUUCAUUAUAUCAAAGCUGUAGAGAUGGGAUUAUGAUUUAGUUUUAGGUUGGGUUUAUCGGUUAAGACAAGGUCUAACAGCGUUAGGUCCAGAUUCAAGAGUACAAAAUACACCCCCACUAAACAUGAGUCACAAGUGCAUAUGCCAUAGAACUUCUCAGCUCUGCUGAUGGUGUUUGUUCUCUUGGAGGUACAUGUAGAACACAAUUUCAAGGGCAAUCUUGGUCUCCUGGGCUCGUAUUCAAUUCAAUACUUAAGUACAAAAUUUAAGCUUUUUACUUAGUAUUUGGCUUAGAUAAAAUACUGAGCCAAUUAUGGUAUUCAAUUCACACUUUUGGCUAAGUAUUUUACUCUUAAUCUAAGCCAACUCCAUACCAGACUUAAGCCAAUUAUUUGGAGGCCUUGAUUGGCAGGCAUAUGAUUUUCUUACGCAGUAUUAUAACCUGCGUACAAUUAUAUCAGCGCACAUUUAUUGCAAUGCAUCAAUUGCGCAUUACUUUUGAUUGACCGUGUGACGUCACAAUGCUUAUCAGUAAGUAUUUUACUUCGAUUUUGUCUUACUUAGUAAGUAUAAGUCUAAAAAUUGGUAAUAAGAGCUUCCAUUUCAUUUUUUGAGAGGGGGGCGUUACCAAAACUGGUCUUUACCUUUAAAUAUCAGAUACCAUGUAGCCAUAUAUAGAGUCAAUGUGCAAUGCUAGCUGGUUAUUAAGUUUAAAGUUCACUAGACCAACUUGGAAGAGCGAAGAGGUGUCUUGAGAACAUAACCUGUCAUUAUAAGCCGUUAAAGUCUUUACUUGUAUAUUCAUGCACCAUAGGUAUUUGUAAUUUCCCAUAAAAAUAUUAAAUACACAAAUCCUAUCUACCUAGUUGACCUUUGACUAUAUAUAACAAUGGCACUCAACCCAUAUGCUUUUAAUGUGCAGACUUUACAGUACCUCGUAGUGCUUUGAUGCUAGUGCUGUAUUAGAAUAUAAUGUUAUCCCAUUAUAAUAAAAUGAGAUGAAAGCUAGCUUGCUUUAAUUAUUCCAUCUCAAUGUAUCUGAAAAAGGAGUUUUCCAAAGGAUGUGUGGCAGUUGAAGAUGACUACAUUUACUGGAUCACUCCUGCACAAACCCUUGUGAGACUUUGUACACCCAUUUACUAGUGUAAACACAUUAUCAAAAUCAAUGUACCGAUAAACAGGAUUUUAAUUUAGUUAUCCUUUUUAGGUUUGUAAAAUAAACUAAGACAUAUCACAUCUUGCCAUUUGUAAGUAAAUACAUGUAUACGUGAGAAAAUGUGACAUUAAAAGUGUACAUAAUAUGACCAUCUACAUAUUUAUAUUUUCUGUGCUUGCAGUUAAUGUGCUAUAAAACAUGUAAGAAUCUUGUUGGAGGAAGAAAUACCAAGUAAUCAUGGGAUGUAUAUAUUAAAAAAUUUGUAAGAAUGAUACUUUUUUUCCCUUAUAGUUUAGAUAUCAUUCAAGUUUGUCAAAACCAUGAUUAUUGUGAGAGCAUGUUCAUAAUUUACAAAUGAUUAAUUUACAUUAAACAUGAUUUUUGUGUGUUGAUUUUCAUGCAUUGCACUCAUGUAGAACAGCUCAAGUGCUCCAUUAUGUAUGUGAUUAAAGCAACAGAAGUAGAUUUUGUUUUGGUUCAUUGUAAACGAUUACGAAACUGAUAAAGUUUUGUCAUUUGAUUUAUUACGCAAAAGGAAUCGUGUUCAUCUACCCUACUAUCAUUCCAUAUCUGAAGUUUAUGAAAUUAAUGUAUUAUUGCAUGUGAAAAUAGCUGUCCUAUGUGCAAAAUAAAAUUAUCAAAGUAAAGCGGUAAAUGUCAAUG